AUGCCGCUAUCGAGUGACGGCCAACUCGUGCGCACCCAGUCGACUGGCAAGUUUGAGUAUAUCCACGCCGAUCAACUUGAACGCAUUGAAACUCGGUACUUGAGCGAUGCCCUGCACAAUGACACAGCAGCGGACCUGCUUCCCAACCAUGUCGAGCCAUUCUCGUUGACUCCCAGCACUGGCGGCACUUCCAUUGAUGCGAAGAGCAAUACGCAGCAGCGCCUGUGGAUGUGUGCCUCGCAGUUGGGCCACAGCACUCGCUUUGUGCAGCCUGAUAAUAAGACCAACACUAUUGUGAAGCCUAUCUAUGUCUAUAACAUUGAGACCGGCAACUAUCCAUCUCCAAUUGACCAUGCUUGA
This is a messenger RNA of Penicillium crustosum, 360 nucleotides long. RefSeq lists its product as uncharacterized. NCBI's taxonomy places the organism in Eukaryota, Fungi, Ascomycota, Eurotiomycetes, Eurotiales, Aspergillaceae. Bases 1 to 360 code for a protein of 119 amino acids. The record is from RefSeq and is a predicted model, not a curated record. The transcript has 2 exons.